UGCUGGGGGCAGGCAGCGAAAGAUGACGUUCAUAUUUGUAUUAGCGUCGGAAGCCUAUCAACCUAACUUAGGUACACGUCGAUUGUUCCAUGUACCUAUGGAAUAGAAGCAAACAAAAGCCAUCUGUUUGUAUCCAUUGAUUCUCAGUCUAUUCUUUCUGGCUUUUGGUGGAUAACUUACUUCAGAAUUCAGAAUAACCGACACCAUUUAUUAUCAAAGCACCACUAACCACAUAACCCACCUUCUAGCAUCCCAUAAGUAUCGAUAUCUUAUUGCACCUCUUGGGCCUCACGCACAACAUCACCAUCAACAUGACGCAGUCAGAUUUGGACUUGCUGCUGGACAUGGGUUUUGACAAGUCACGUGCUGAGUUAGCAAUCAAAAGGACUGGCGGACUUCAAGGUGCUCUCGAGUGGCUCGAGAAGAACCAGGACACCUCUCUGGAGGAUCUCCAAGAUGACGCUGACGAGGAGGCCCAAGGCGGACCCAACAUCGCCCCUGUCAACGAUGGCCAGUCAGCAAAUUCGCUAGUCUGCAACGAGUGUGGGAAGAAGUUCAGAAACAGCGACUCCGCCACUUUCCAUGCUACAAAAUCGGGCCACACCGACUUCUCCGAGUCGACAGAGGCCAUCGCCCACUUGACUGAGGAGCAGAAGAAGGAGAGACUGGCAGAGCUCCGUGAGCAGCUCAAGGCCAAGAAGGCGGCUCAGUCGGAGGCGGACAAGGAGGACGCCAAGCGCAACGAAAAGAUCCGUCAAAAGGCCACCAGGGAGACUCAGGACCUGAAAGAGGAGAUUGCGCGUAAGGAGCAGAUCAAGGAGGCUGCCAAGAAGCGUCAAGAGAAGCUUGACGACCUCGAAGCCAAAAGACGCAUCAAGGCCAAGAUCGAGGCGGAUAAGGCAGAGCGCAAGCGCAAGGCGGACGAGGCCAAGGCUGCCCGGGAUGGCACGACAGUCGCUUCAUCCUCGGCAUCCCCCGCCCCCGCCUCCUCUGCACCUGCAGCUCCCAAACCCUCUGUGUCUCACAAUGAUGCCAGGCUGCGUCUUCAACUGCCUGUAGGAGGCAACGUGCAGAAGACUUAUCCUGCGGAGACCACACUGUUCGAGGUUGCGCAGGCGAUUGAGGCAGAACACGGUAUCUCGGUGGAUAACUUCAGCUUGACAUUCCCCCGCAAAACCUUUUCCGGGAGUGAAGACUUUAGCAAGACUCUCCGAGAGGCUGGUUUAGUUCCUAGUGCUGUCUUGAUCGUAAAGUCUGCAUAGACUUUCAGAUGAUGGGUCGGGAACUGGACUGCCGGAGGCUUUAACCAGGGAUCUUGAGAUAUUCGCACACGUCAAGGAAGCGAAUGGACGAGGCUAGAAGUCUAUUGAGGAAUUCCCAGCACGUGUUUUUGUCCUCCAAGAUGGCCAGAAUCCAUGUCGGCUUCCCCACACCGGCGUACUGGAACUGCAUCUGGUUGUGCACAUGAUGUUAAGGCUUGGGUAGGCAAGCAUCUAUCUAGAUACCUUUAACCAGCAUUUUGAUACAAUGGUGGGACAGGGAAGGCACUCCCAGAUUAAAUGCGCGGCCGCGGGGGUCAUAUCAUCACUGGAAGACUCAGUGCCGGUAAGGGAUGUACCCCUCAGUGUGACCGAGACACGCAGAGAUCAACAUGGUCUACAGCGGUAAUCAUGGCGGGGCGAGGUAGAGUAAUUUGAAGUUCAUCAAUAUUGCAGGCAAAAGCUUGCACGCAUCCCAAUUUUUGAUCUAAGACGCCAGUAGUCCCAAGAGAGAGCUCCGA
Molecule: messenger RNA, 1780 nt
Organism: Pyricularia oryzae 70-15
Lineage: Eukaryota; Fungi; Ascomycota; Sordariomycetes; Magnaporthales; Pyriculariaceae
Exons: 3
Coding region: 312-1262 (316 amino acids)
Molecular function (GO): protein binding
Source: RefSeq, a predicted model, not a curated record